AUGACCUUUAAUCAAAUCAAAUUCUUAUUAUUUACUUUUCUUUACAUAAUCACAAAGAUAAGUACUACCUUCGGCCAAGCAACUUCUGCUGCCGUUCAAGCAUCCCCUAAUAUCGUUCAAGCAUCCCCUAGUAUCGGUCAAACGACUCCUAGUGCUAUCGUUCAAGUGACUCCCAGUAAAUCAAGUACUACUCCUAGUCCAAUUGCUACAGGUGACAUUAGCACAUGCACUACUUGUGAUAAAGUAAAAGUUGCUUGUGGCUCAAAGUUUAGUCUUCCUCGAGUAUACUCUCAAGGCACUUAUAUCGCUACAGAUAAAUGCUAUUGUAGUAAUGAUGUGUAUAGUAAUUUGUCUCAAUGUUUGAUCUGCUGUAAUAGUGUAAAUGUGGGAAAUAGCUCUUUGGAUAGUAUUGACCAUUGGAAAGAUAGCAUUAUGAUUAUCGUCAGAAGAUAUCGCAAAACGAGAAAAAUUGGUGACUUUCCUAAUAUAUCUAAGCCCACAAAAACAAAAUCACUAGAUCUAUUUGACAAUUACAAUCGUGAAUCAAGAUAUUCUAAUCGUAGUGUUAAUAAAUCCAAAGAAAAUGAUAUAAACCAAAAUGACGUCGGUAUGAUCGAUAUGGUCGAUAUCAACUUAAAUGAUCAACAACAACAACCGACUUCUAACUCUAAUCAUACUAACAACGAGGUUCCCCAAGAAAUUCCCCAAGAAAUUCCCCAAGAAUUUGUUCAAGGAUUUAUUCAUUUCGAUGAUAAUGAUGGUAACGAUAAUGACUACCUUCACGAUGAUCAUGAAUCUAUUGGACAAGCGAUAAUCCCUAUGGCCGUAGUCCCUGAAAUGAUUAACAUAAUCCCUGAAGUUCAUAUACUUGAUGAAGCUUCCAAUAUCAAUUUUAAUAAUAACUUCAAUGAUAACUUCAGUGAUAACUUCAAUGGCAAUCAAUAUUAUUACUCUAGUGAACAACAUCCAAAUCCAUAUCCACAUCCAUAUGUGUAA
Cetraspora pellucida is the source of this 996-nucleotide messenger RNA. The record is from the annotation of a GenBank genome assembly. NCBI's taxonomy places the organism in Eukaryota, Fungi, Glomeromycota, Glomeromycetes, Diversisporales, Gigasporaceae.